UUGGACAUGGUUUCCGUCUGAGGAGGUUUAUUUUCCUCAGGCUAUGGAAAGGAGUGGGAUGAUGCCAGAGAGCUGCAGGCAGACACAAACACAGGUUUAAAACUUUGAGUAGUUUUCAGCACAAGAAGAUUUUAAUUCAUCUAGAAAUCAUUCUGUCUUCUGAAGUUGCAGACGUGCAUCUUUUGCUCAUAUAGGCUGGUAACAAAUGCAGCUGGAUCCUGCAUUCGUGAGCUGAGCUGAGGUGCUGCUCCUCUCUCUUCCUUUGCCUUUCAGAUCUGUGGAACUAAGACAUUUUGGGACUUUUUGGCUUUCUUUUCACUUUGGAGAUUUGCAGACAACUGGGAAAUGAAUGCUGACACCUCAAAGUGAAAUUGCUGACUACUUUAGCUGUUACUGGGGGGGAAAAGGUGAAGAAGACUGCAACAUCACCACCAUCAUUACUGCAACAAUCAAGCUGAGCAUCAGCAAACUGGACAAGUUGUUUAUACAGAAUACUUGAGCAAGGAAUCAUGAAAGACAACUAUGGAGGAUACGAGAACCGGCUUUUCAAAGAGGAGGAUCUCACUGGCGAGGAGGAGGAAAUACCUUCAUUUAGAGGUCGUACCAGAGGUGGCUGUGUGAGGUGCCAGCAGAGCCAGUCACUCCAGCUGGCUGUCAAAGUCCUUUUUGGAUUUGUUGCAUUUCUCAUCAUCACCGUUGCAGUGCUGGCGUCACUUGUGUUCAGGAAGGUUGACAACCUGGCUGACGAGGAGUCUGUCUACUAUAAGAAGAUCAUCAGUGUUCAGCAAGGAAUAAAGGAUGUUAGCUCCACCUCUAACUGUUCAGGCUGUCUGGAUGUGACUUUGUACAGUGAGGAGAUCAGCAGGCUGAAGAUAGAGUUUGAAGACAUCCAGAGAAUGAUACUGGCACAGGAACAGGUCCUUGACGAGGCCUCUCAGACCCAGACCAAUCUAAAAGCCACCAGCACCCGGCUGACUCGCGACAUGCAAAACCACCUAAUGUCAAUCAAAUUUCUCAACCAGUCGCGGGAAAGGUACCUGGAUCAGGUGGAGGGCUGGAAGGACGUGAUCGAGGAAAAUGGCGAGAAGUUGAAAACUCUGACAGAGGAUCAGGAUGACAUCAAAGCUACCGCACAGCAAGUUAACACCACAGUGGCGCUCAGCACAAUGCGGAUAGACGCCCUGCAGAGGAAAGCAAAUGAGGAAACUGUUGUCCUCCAGAAGCUGACCAGCGACUGGCAGAACUACAGCCGAGUUCUGAGUGUGAUGAAAUCCAACACGAGUAACACCGUGCAAAACAUGCGCUUUCUCCAAAACAACAUCAUAGCAGAUCACCAGAGAAUAGCCAUGUCCACUGAAGUGUUCUACGACCUCACUCAGCAGGUGAUGAACCUGCAGAUGCAGCUUGAUAAUGUAACCUCUUUCAUGGAUGAGUAUGAAGAGAACAUGCAUGACCUUCAGUACCAUUCCAGGUACUACGAAAAUCGGACAGGCGAACGCUUCUCUGCCUUGGAUGGUCGUCUGAACUCCAUUGAAAUGGAGAUCGACACAAUAUCCUCCAGCAUCAACGCCACCGUCAGUCACGUCCAAAGCAUGUACAAGUAUGUCAACAUCGAGAGUUCAACCUGUCAGGGCCGCCUGAGCAGACAAACAGAAGAUCUACAGAACAUGAACAAUACAGUCUUGUUACUCCUCACCUUGGCCGACACGCUGAGACAGCAGAACAUGUUGUUGAAUGUCCGACUAGAUAUGGAUGUCAGGAACCUGUCCAUGGUGAUGGAGGAGAUGAAGCUGGUAGAUACACACCAUACACAGGUCAUAAAGAACCUCACUAUAGUAAAAGGUGUUCCAGGACGACCAGGGCCCAAAGGGAACCGUGGUGAGACUGGUUCAAAAGGACCCAUGGGACUGACUGGAAGCAAAGGUGACCAAGGCCCCAUAGGAGGUCGUGGAUCUGCUGGAGAGAAGGGGUCUAUUGGACCUAAAGGUGCACCAGGUGAAACAGGCCCCACUGGCAACAGAGGUGCAGUAGGCAUAAAAGGAGCCAAAGGAUCUCUUGGUCAGCCAGGGUCCCGUGGUGAGAGGGGCCAGAAAGGUGACAUGGGCCCCUCUGGAAAAGACGGGCCCCCAGGACCAACAGGACCUAAAGCAAUCGAGGGUGAUGUAGGACUACCAGGCAUGCCUGGGCCAAAAGGGCCAAAAGGAAAACCUGGGCCAGUUGGGUCCCCUGGCCGACCAGGAACUCCUGGACCUCCAGGAUUGCCAUAUCCCCAUGACCAAAUCAAUGUCCAGCAGCCAAACGAGUCUGCUGCUGGAUCCGAGAGGCGUUAGAACUCAGAGGUGAUUUAUAAACCACAGAAGCUUUAUUGACAGAUAUAAACAGGAAGAGUAUAUCGACAUUGUGACUGGUGAUGCAGCAGUUGAUGAAAGGAAAAACUCUUAUUCCAUUUACAUGGGAUUGUGCAAGAUGGCAGAGAACUUCAUAACCAUACCAAGUGCAACAGGUAUUCUCCUGAUAAAAAAGACUUAGCAAGCUGAGGUAAAUCAAGAGGAAGGUUUACAAUUAGAAGACAGAACUGCUGCCACAGACUGAACUGUUGUUUCCUUUGGUUUAUCAUUGACUUCUAAUUGACCAUUUUUGUCUUGAGAGUACCCAGAACAAUAAUGGACGAUUUGGUUAGACUUUGUUGGUAAGAGGAGAAACUGCCUUCAUCCAACACUGGGAUCUCACCAGUGCUUUUGAUGGGUCUUCCCUCACCCACCUGGUAAUCCAGAUACAAAUAACAAACAAUGGGCUUUUAAUGGAGUGGAAACUUUUAAUAGAUGGUGGGAAAUCAUGCCCAUUAUUGAAUUUGAAUGUACUCGAAGGGAAGAAGGUGUGUGAAGUUGUUGUGGAGUCACCAAAACCACAGAGGGCAUAAUAAAUAAGAGGAGAAUUGGUCUGAAGUAGUGGUGGUUUCCCAUCCACGCUACCAGACUACUCAAGGGUUUACAUUUCCAUGCACUAGUAUAAGGACACAAAAAAGUCUGCUUCUUCUUACAUUAUAUUCACAUUGACACAUCCUUUUCUGGUGGACUGCACUUUAUUGGUUCUUUAAGAGUAAAAUUUGAGAAUUUGUGUCCAUUUUAUUUCAGAGCAGGUACUCUGACGUAAAACAGUGAUUUUAUGACGUCUGUUUGAUGAAUUGAAAAUUUGAAAAUACACAGUUUAGGCCCUUCCAGUCUGAAAUUUCAGUUGAGUGCUCUGAUGACCAUUAACCUAUUUUACAUUGUAUAAGAUGUUUACUACUCUUGUUGCUGUUGUAAGCAAAAAUGAAGAAAGUAACUAGUUCGGAAAUACAUUUUCUUUUAUUCCAAAAAUAAGAUGGGAAGAUUGAAACCACUCUCAUGUCUGUGCAGUGAGAAAGAAGCUAAAGCCAGGAGAAGACUAGCCUAGGCAAAGCAUAAAGACUGGGGGCGUGGGGGGAAACAGCUAGCCUUGCUCUGUGCAGUGUAACCCUAACCUUAAUUAAUACGUAUCUUGUUUGUUUAGUUCAUACACAAACAAAAAUGCAAAAAUCUCAAUUUGUGGUUAUAAGGUUGUUUUUUGUGUAGAGCGUCUUCAAGAAGCUGUUUUGUCACAGUGCAUGCAACUGCCUCUGAAAUCACAAGUUGUUGUUUUACCAUUUCUGUGUAUGUACAACGUAAAAAACAAGAUACAACAUUUUUAUUAUUAUGAAUUUUGAGCUAUAUACAGAGCCAGGCUAGCUGUUUCCUAAUGCUAAUGUGUGAUAUUGAUCUGUGAAGUGAAUGAAAAUGUACUGUUUCUUUUGGAGGUAUGACGAACACAAGGAACUCAUUCAACUCAUAAAAUGUUGGUACUUGUGUAAAACAGUGAUAAAAAUGAUCAACACAAAGGUAGCGCUUACUUACAGUUGGUUUUCAUACAACACAUUUUUUACAUCUGCCACAGUUUUUACUAAAAUCACUUGUGAUAACAGAGUAAUCACUUUUAAAGCGGUUUACAUCUUACGAUACAUACACAAAUAAUCAUUUAUAGCUAGGGGCUUUACAAAAAGGGAAACGUACUAAUUGUUUGUAAGACUGUGUGUUGUUAUGAAAUGCGACUGGCUUGCAUUGAACUCCAAUAAAAGCUUCUUUUUUUAA
Messenger RNA from Scomber scombrus (Atlantic mackerel), 4145 nucleotides. Its product is annotated as scavenger receptor class A member 3-like. The transcript is spliced from 12 exons. Bases 510 to 2330 code for a protein of 606 amino acids. The record is from RefSeq and is a predicted model, not a curated record. NCBI's taxonomy places the organism in Eukaryota, Metazoa, Chordata, Actinopteri, Scombriformes, Scombridae.